AUGAGCCUGUCAGCCGAUAUGGGCCUCUCACUCUGGGUUAUUCCGUCUCCCGGUGAAUACGAGCGACUAAAGCCAGUUCUCGAUGAUUUAGCAAAGCACGGAAAGGGCCCUGCCUUUCAACCGCACGUUACUCUAGUUUCAGUUCCGACAUCCAUACCCCUUCCUUUCCCGUCCCUUGGCUUUGACAAAACACCCUCCAUGACUCUGCCUUUUCUAAAUGUUCGGACAGGUCAAUCAUACUUCCAGUCGGUCCUGAUCGCCAUCGACCCCACCCCGGAACUUGGCAACCUCCAUGACUCUGUCCGACAGGCACUAAAUCACCCGCUACCUCCUGGCGGAACAUACUUCCCUCACCUGUCUCUCUUCUAUGGAGGCGAUCAAGAAUUAAAAGAGUCGUUGGUACGGAGGCUGUUCGAUCAAGGAACAGCAGUGCCCAGUGAGAGUAAAUCUGGAGAUAUAGUCGCUGGUAUCUCCGAAAUUCACGUCGAAGAAAUUUGGUUGGUACGAACCGAAGGACCGCCAGAGGCGUGGGAAGUAAUAGAGAAAUGGAAGCUUGGUACUGAUAUCUCUAACUGA
Molecule: messenger RNA, 576 nt
Organism: Rhizoctonia solani
Lineage: Eukaryota; Fungi; Basidiomycota; Agaricomycetes; Cantharellales; Ceratobasidiaceae
Product: CPDase domain-containing protein
Exons: 2
Coding region: 1-576 (191 amino acids)
Biological process (GO): cyclic nucleotide metabolic process
Molecular function (GO): 2',3'-cyclic-nucleotide 3'-phosphodiesterase activity
Source: RefSeq, a predicted model, not a curated record